GCCAACUCCGUUACGGAGCCGAACCGAGUCACGUGCCGGUCGAAUGUUUCGACAUGUUUCAGAACGAAAUCCUUUACAGGCUUCUCUCAGGCUCUGGUCUCUCAAGUAUAUCCCUAUCUCGCAACAUUCUACAUGAGCAUGUCGUUGGACGGCCUGCAGAAGACAGUAAAGAACAGGCAGCACUGAGGCGUUCCAGGGCGGGAAAAGCUGCAUUGGAUGGCGUAAAGUUGCUUCAAAUUGAUCUGAACCCUCAAUCUCAGAUCUUCGCGGAAUUUUUUUUUGAUGCUUCUAUCAGUCCACCUCAAGUCGCUGUGUUAGAAUGUAGUCCAUCCGCGCCCACUUUGUCUAAGGUUCCUGGGUGUCCUAUGGUCCCUGUUUCAAGGAAGCCACUAGCUAACCCCCGGGCUCCUUCAAGACCGAGGAGAAUGCGGAGGCGUGCUCGUGGAAGGCUGGUUAUCCCAGCGCCUCGUCCAGUCCCUUCCUUCUUUGUGCCCGACCCUUCCUGGGGAGGCAAAAGCGUAGGAUAUGCAAUAGGACAUCGUUCUUUCCGGAGUCAACGGGGCAUGUAUGUUCGGUCCGGGAUAAAGCGUGGUGUCACGUAUGUUGGUGUCCGUGCGAUCAGGUCACCAUCUGGUUUUGCGUAGUUAUCGCAUUCUCACUUUCCUUCUUGACAAUCUUCGUGAGCUUUUCUUAUCUCUUAAAUACUUUGCCUUCCCCAGCUCCUCCCAUCAUGCUUGAUUAUCCGUGAACAUUUCGUGAAUAGUUGAAUUCUAGUUUUUUGUGUUGUUUUUUCUGCAAUCGCAUCUCCUGCCAGCCCAUUUUGGGCCGUGUCCACUAUCCCGGUCGGAACACCCACCAGCAACUUCAUCUCCCAACUUGGUCUUAAAUAACCUAACUAGAG
Messenger RNA from Cantharellus anzutake, 901 nucleotides. RefSeq lists its product as uncharacterized. The coding region runs from base 54 to 644 and encodes 196 amino acids. NCBI's taxonomy places the organism in Eukaryota, Fungi, Basidiomycota, Agaricomycetes, Cantharellales, Hydnaceae. The record is from RefSeq and is a predicted model, not a curated record. The transcript is spliced from 3 exons.